Molecule: messenger RNA, 1056 nt
Organism: Populus nigra (black poplar)
Lineage: Eukaryota; Viridiplantae; Streptophyta; Magnoliopsida; Malpighiales; Salicaceae
Exons: 4
Coding region: 1-1056 (351 amino acids)
Source: RefSeq, a predicted model, not a curated record
AUGACACCUCCAAGAGCAUUGAUUCAACAAAGUGUGGAGCAUGCUAAAACAAAGAACAAGAAGGAGAGGAGGGAUAGGACUGUACCGACCAAGAGGGAGAUAGAUAAUCUAGAAUCAAAUGCUGCUCGAAAACUUCAACUAGAAUAUCAUAGUACAUUGGGCGAUCCAAUAGCAGAGUUUGAAAGACUCCUUCAUUCUGCUGCUCCACUUAUCACUUCCUCUUGUACAAAUAAAAAUCAGCAGUUAGAUAGUUCUCUUCAUCAGACUCAGUUACCAAGAAUAUCACUUCAGGAUGUUUGGAAGUGGUAUGAAACACCUGGGAGUUAUGGGUUAGAAGUCAAGGCAGGAGAUUCUCCAAAUAUUAAUGGUUUUCUUUCUGAAUCGACACCAUUCUGUGCAUAUUUUGUUCCUUACCUGUCAGCUGUUCAAUUUUUUGUUUACCCACAUCUCUCAGAUGUUUGUGGGAAGGAUAAAGAGGACACCAAUCCUGAACUCGUAUUUGAAUUCUUUGAAUCUGAGCUUCCACACGAUCGAAAGCCUCUUCAUUUAAAAAUCAGGGACCUCAUCAGUAUCAACACUUCUAACCUUCAAGUGUUCGGUGAUCCAUCAAAGCUAGAAUCUAUGAACCUGCAUGAUCUACACCCUUCAUCUUGGUUUUCAGUUGCUUGGUACCCUAUAUAUCGAAUUCCAGAGGGCGAGUUUCACGCAGCAUUCUUGACAUACCAUUCAUUUAAUCAAUUAAUUGUACGUAGCACUCCAAUUGAUUCGCUCAGUAAGACGUUUCAGAUGAUUGCCUUCCCAGUUAUAGGAUUGCAAAGCUACAGGACAAAGGGUGAGCGCUGGUUUGAUCUCAGAACUCAUGUUGAGUCUUCAUCAGAAGAAACUACUUCUAAAACUUCUGAAAUUCUCAUAGAAAGAAGCAGAGCACUGGAGGAAAGAUGCAGAACACUGAAGAAAAAUGCCUUGCUUCUCUCUACAAGAAGUGUUACAACAGAUCAAGUCAACAGAGUUAAUUACCAUCGAGAUUAUCAGUUCUUCAUUAGUAGGGAACGCUAG